Messenger RNA from Adineta steineri, 1056 nucleotides. The record is from the annotation of a GenBank genome assembly. NCBI's taxonomy places the organism in Eukaryota, Metazoa, Rotifera, Eurotatoria, Adinetida, Adinetidae.
AUGUCCAAUAAAGAAUAUCGAUUAUUAGACAAUACAGGUUUUGACUCGCUCAAACUAUGUACAUCUUCAUCGGUUCCUCAACCAGGUCCAGGCGAAAUUUUAAUUAAAUUUCAUGCUUGUUCUCUUAAUUAUCGAGAUUUGGCUAUCAGCAAGGGACAUUAUCCAUUGCCUAUGAAAUCUGGAAUUGUACCAGCAUCUGAUGGAGCAGGAGAAGUUACAGCUGUUGGUGAAGAUGUUACAUAUUUCAAGAUUGGUGAUCGAGUCUCGCCUAAUUUUAAUCUAGAUCAUAUUGGAGGACAACUUACAGAAGAAGCAGUUGCAACCGGUCUUGGUGGCAAAAUUGAUGGAUGUCUUCGUCAAUACGGCGUCUUUCGAGCACUUAGUUGUGUCAAGAUUCCAUCCUCGCUUUCUUUUGAAGAAGCUGCGACGUUACCUUGUGCAGCAUUAACAGCUUGGAAUGCUCUUUAUGGAGUGCCUGACAAAAUAUUAAAACCAGGUCAAACUGUUCUCGUUCAAGGUACCGGAGGAGUUAGUCUCUUUGGAGCACAAUUUGCACUAGCAGCUGGUGCUAAAGUUAUCGUUACUUCAUCAUCCAAUGAUAAAAUUGCUACAGUCAAAAAGCAUCUUGGAGAAAAGAAUGUUUUGACAAUUAAUUAUUCGGAAAUUCUAGAAUGGGGCAAAAAAGCUAAAGAAUUAACCGAUGGACGAGGAGUUGAACAUAUUCUUGAAGUUGGUGGCGAAAAAACACUAAAACAAUCGCUUGAAGCACUUGCAUUUGGUGGUUCGAUUAGUCUCAUUGGAUUUCUUAGUCACGGUAGCGGUCCGAGCAUGACUGUCACAGAUUUAACGAUGGGAGCAUUACGUAAAAAUGCCUGUAUUCGUGCAGUUUUAAUUGGUAGCGUUGAACAAUUUAAUGCGAUGAAUGCUGCUAUUGAGACACAUAAGAUUAAACCAAUUAUUGACAAGGUAUUUGAAUUCGAAGAUUUGAAGAGUGCUUACGAAUAUCAAUGGUCACAACAGCACGUUGGAAAGGUCGUUAUCAAAGUAUCACAAUAA